GGACAGCACACAACAUUCCUCCCAGCAACUAUAAAAGCAUACAUAUAGCUUUCUAAUUCUGCGACGGCUCCUGCUCGAAGGGUCCUCAACUACAUUUAGCUCAACCGUCCUCACAAUGCACAGCGUCGACGCGCCAUAGGAUACGCUUAUCACAGGGACUACAUUUACUGCAGAGUUACUGAGCUCGUAGACGGCGAACCGUUAACCUUGAGAAAUGGGCUGCGGGGCAUCAUCUAGCAAGGGCGGUGCACCCACCGCGAUUGCGCCCAGCGAACUAAAGACUGGGAGUGUAUCGACACCCCAAAAGGCACCGCAGAGUCCAUCAGCUGCUGCUGGUGCUGCUUCCGCUCCGACAUCUCCAGCUCCAGCAACCCCCCCAGCCCCGGCAACCACCCCAGCUGCGUCGCCGCCACCCGCCACCGCGCCCCCACCUGCACCCCAGCCCGCAGCGCCUGCCCCGCCCUCACCCUCACCUCCGUCAGCCACCGAGGGAUCAGCUCCAAAGCGGCCGCCCAGCGCCACUCGACCCGCCAGCGCCACCAAGCAAGCCUCGCCUCCCGCUCCUCCCUCUCCCACCCCCGCCCCUGCACCCGCGCCCGCGGCUCCUGCAGCCCCCGGCGCCGCCGCCUCCCCAGCCCGCCCGGCAUCGGCACCCAACGCGCGUCCUGCGCCCUCGCCGCUGCCGGCGCCCCGAGUAUCCGACGCACAUGGAUCGGCGACGCCGUCAGCAGCAGCGGGCUCCGGAGCGCUGGCAUCCCCUUCGGAGCCGCCGCUAGGGCGGUUGCCGCCGCUGCCCGGGGCAUCCUCGGGGCCUGCCGCGGUCCCUCCUCCGAAGGCAGCCAGCGCGGCUGCAGCCCUCUUGGCCGGGGCGGGCAUCAUUCCCGCCGCCGCCCCUGCCGCGGCUGCCGCUGACGCCGCCGCCGCUCCUGCGGCCUCUCCCGUCAGUACGACAGGGGCUGGUACGACAGAUGCGCGACCUGCGCUGCAGGUGCCGCGGCUGUCGUCGGCGCCGCUGUCGUGUUUGGUGCCGCCGCAGCAACAGAACCAGCAGGCGGCGGCCAGCAGCGGAGCCGAGGACAUGCCCCCGGAGGCCCCCGCGCUCAUCCAGCAGCUGGCGUCCGGCGGCGCGGAGGAGCAGCGCACCGCUGCAGCGGCACUGCGGCAGCUGCUGUGCGGCAGCGGCAGCGGUGCGGCUGCCCCCCCGGGCCUGGUGCAGGCGCUGCUGGAUGCGGGUCUGGCGGCGGCACUGGUGCGCGGCAUCAAGGAGGGACCGCCCGAGGCGCAGCUGGACGCCGCCUGGGCGCUCACCAACGUGGCCGCCUCACCCGACUACUCGCACGCCGAGGCGCUGUGCAACGAGGCCGCCCCCGAGCUGCUGGUACAGCUGCUGGAGCAGCAGCGGCGGCAGGGGGGAGGGGGCAGCCGGGCGCUGCAGGAGCAGCUGCUGUGGGGUCUGGCCAACAUUGCGGGCGCCAUCAACCCCGAUCUGAAGACGCAGGCGCUGGCGGUGGAGGUCCUGGAUGUGGGUGCGCUGCCGCCGGUGCUGGCGGUGCUGGAGGCGGAGACGGAGGCGGCGGAGGCGGCGGGCGCAGGGCCGGCCUCCUCGCUGAUGCGGACCGCCGCCUGGUGCCUGCAUAACCUGGCUAAGCACAAGCGGGAGAAGGAGAUGGUUGACGCCAUCCCGCUGGUGACUCGGCUGCUGCUGGGCUGCGGGGACGGCGAGGUGCUCACGUGCGCCGCCUGGGUGCUGGCCUACCUGGGCAGCAACGAGGACAACAAGAGCCACAUCAAGCAGGCGCUGGCGGCGCUGCCGAGGCUGGUGCAGUGGGUCAGGGACGCCAACAGCAGCCUGGCCACCCCCUCGCUGCUCAGCCUGGGCACCAUGUGCACCGGCUACAUGCGCUCGCUGGACUACAGCGGGGACGUUGUGGAUGCGGGCGGUGUGUCCGCCAUGAUGUCGUACCUGCAGUCGGGCAGUGCGGGCGGGCGGCGGGACAUGGUGAAGGAGGCGCUGUUCGCGCUGAGCAACGUGGCAGGGGCCAACACGGCCACCGUGCGGGCCAUGCUGGAUGAGGGCGCCUUCCCGCCCGUGUUGGCUCUGCUGGCUGCCUCGGCCGGCGACGAGGAGAUCCUGACGGAGUGCCUCUACGUGCUGACCAACCCCUGGGACCCGCUGGUGGGGACGGAGGUGGCGUGCGUGCAGCAGCUGGUGUCGCUGGGUAUCCUGCACCAGCUGCACGCGCUGCUGCUGCCCGAGGCGCCGCCGGAGCGGCUGGGGCUGCUGCUCAAGGGGCUCGCGGACGGUCUCAAGCGCGGCCAGCAGCUGAUGACGCACGAGGCCAACAUGCGGCUGGUCACGCACGGGCGCGAGGCGGCCGCCGCCAUGCCGCCCCCCGCCAACCCCGUGGUGGAGCUGUACGUGCAGCUGGGCACGGUGGGGCGCAUCGAGGCACUCAACGGACACCCGGACGAAGAGGUGGCCACGCGCGCCAACGGCAUCCUCACGGUGCUCAAGUUCUUCAUGGCGUAGAGGGAGGAGGAGGUCUGCGGGACGGCUGGUGGGAGAAGGUGAUUCGGCGUGGUAUGGGAAGCAGCAGCAGGAGGAGGAGGAGGAGGGGGCGGGGUGAGGAGGAGUAAGGAGAGGAAACUCACGAGCUGUAUGGUGAGGAGGAGGGGGCGGGGUGAGGAGGAGGGGGCGAGGUCGCGAGGAGGAUCGAGUCCUGAGGGGGCUCAGGUGCUUGCUUUCUUCUUUGGUAACGUGCAGGGGGGUUGCUGUAAGGGGUAAAGCGGUUCAAGUUAGAGGGCAUGGAGGGAAGGAGUGCGAGCAGGAGGGGAGGAGUUGGGCGGGGGGCUGUAGUAAGGGAGGGGGAGUUGUGGGGAUGGGAAGGUGAGGAAGGAAAGCACAAACGACGAUGUGACCUUGACCGGCUGUUGACAGGUUAACCGAGGCGGAAGGGGUGUCCGAGCAGUUUAUAUAGGGACACGCUAUGGGUUUUGCAUGAAGGCUGUGGAGUGUUACCGGUUCGUUCGCGUACGGCACGUGACCUUACGGCCUCAAGAUUGCUAAAGCGAAUGAGAAGGUCGUUUGUGUGUGGGUGCAACCGGGGUGGGGAGCACACCACCGGUGCGAGGUGACGUGGAGCCAGCUCUGCCACAUUGGCAAGGAUGCGCGGAAGACUGUGGAGGAGCAGUGUGGCGUGCUGGAUGGGGUUUUCACGGAGGACUGGGCGAUGUGCGGAGAUGACAUCAUGGUGUACGGAGCACCAACAGAACCGUUGUGUACGGUAUGUUGCGAGGGGCAAACCAGUGGCGGUGUGUGGCGCGGUUUUGACAGGGUGUUGUGGCGUUGUCCUCCGUACCCCGGGGGCGUGUUGCCCGGGGGCCGCGCGGGGGAGGGCGAAAGAGGCACAUGAGGAGGCGAUCGGGGCCGGUGUGGCGAACGGCUGCCCGUGGAUUGUGUGGCGCGGUGCAAGGGGCAUCGCGGUAUCUGGGGGUAUUGGAGGUGAAGCCCUCUGAUGCACUCGUGGGCGGGCAUUUAG
This is a messenger RNA of Astrephomene gubernaculifera, 3539 nucleotides long. The record is from the annotation of a GenBank genome assembly. Lineage: Eukaryota; Viridiplantae; Chlorophyta; Chlorophyceae; Chlamydomonadales; Astrephomenaceae.